This is a messenger RNA of Gastrolobium bilobum, 2251 nucleotides long. RefSeq names its product rab escort protein 1. The record is from RefSeq and is a predicted model, not a curated record. The transcript has 9 exons. Bases 80 to 1750 code for a protein of 556 amino acids. NCBI's taxonomy places the organism in Eukaryota, Viridiplantae, Streptophyta, Magnoliopsida, Fabales, Fabaceae. Gene Ontology annotation, molecular function: GDP-dissociation inhibitor activity. Gene Ontology annotation, biological process: small GTPase-mediated signal transduction; protein geranylgeranylation; vesicle-mediated transport. Gene Ontology annotation, cellular component: cytosol; cytoplasm; nucleus.
ACAGGCAAACGCUCUUCAAUUUGCCACCUAUUUAUUUCACGGCACAGGUGGCGAAUAACCUGCACGCGCCGUCAAAGCAAUGAGCGAAGCCGAAGAAGCUUCGUCUUACCCUCUGAUUGACCCGGCGAACUUCGAUCUCAUCAUCGUCGGCACCGGUCUACCGGAAUCAGUCAUCGCCGCUGCAACAUCUGCCGUCGGAAAGACUGUCCUCCACCUCGAUCCGAACUCCUUCUACGGAAGCCACUUCACUUCUCUCUCCCUCGACGAACUCACUUCUUACCUCAAUUCUAAUUCUAUCCCUGCAAACACAGCCGCCGCCGCCGCCAUAUCUGGCGAUUCCGAUCACGUCGUUAUAGAGCUCAUCCGGCAACCGCUGUACUCCGACGUGGAGAUCGUUUCAUGCGCUUCUGAUGAUGAAACAGUGGUUCUGCGAGAAAAUUCGAGAAAAUUCAACCUGGAUUUGGGAGGGCCCAGGGCAUUGUUUAGCGCCGACAAGGCCAUUGAUCUGUUGUUGAAGUCAGGUGCUGCACAGUAUUUGGAGUUCAAAGGGGUCGAUGCGAGCCUCGUGUACGAAGCGAAUGGGGUUUUGGUGAAUGUGCCAGAUUCUCGUGGGGCAAUUUUCAGAGACAAGAACCUUUCCCUCAAGGAAAAGAACCAAUUGAUGAGGUUCUUCAAGCUUGUUCAGCAGCACUUGGCUGAUGAUAAUCAGAGUGAAAGAAUUUUGGAGGAAGAUCUGGAGAGUCCAUUUGUUAGUUUCUUGGAGAAAAUGCGGUUGCCGCCCAAGAUAAAAUCGAUUCUUUUAUAUGCUAUAGCCAUGGUAGAUUAUGACCAAGACAAUGACGAGGUUUGUAAAGAUUUACUUAAAACAAAAGAUGGAAUAGAUCGUUUAGCUCAAUACAGUUCAUCUGUUGGAAGGUUUCCCAAUGCACCAGGGGCUUUGCUUUAUCCUAUUUAUGGUGAAGGAGAACUGCCACAAGCUUUUUGUCGUCGUGCUGCUGUCAAGGGUUGCAUUUAUGUUCUCAGAAUGCCAGUUGUUUCUCUGCUUAUGGAUAAGGUUACUGGGUUUUAUAAAGGUGUUAGAUUAGCUUCGGGUCAGGAUUUAUAUAGCCAUCAGCUAAUCUUGGAUCCAUCCUUCACGAUUCCAUCACCAUUGUCUUUGUCUCCUAGAGAUUUUCCCAGUGAAAGGCUCCAAAUGUUGAGUCAAAUAGAUAUUAAAGGAAUAGUGGCUAGGGGAAUAUGUGUCACCAGGAGUUCAAUAAAGCCAGAUGUAUCAAAUUGCUCAGUGGUGUAUCCUCCUAGAUCUUUGUAUCCUGAGCAGGUGACAUCAAUCAGAGCUCUUCAGAUAGGAUCAAAUCUUGCUGUUUGUCCUGGGGGCACCUUUAUUUUAUACUUUUCCACUUUGUGCAAUGAUGCUGAUGAAGGAAAGAAGUUACUAAAAGCAGCCAUGAAUGCUCUUCUUACACUGCCUGUAUCUGAAAACCCUGAAAGUAUUCCCAUUGUUCAAAGUGAUAGUGAAGAUAUAAAACCCAUUGUGCUCUGGAGUGCAUUUUAUAUUCAGAAAUUAACUAUGAGUAAAUUUGAAUCUAUCAGAUCCACUCCUACACCGGAUGGAAAUCUAAACUACAAUGACCUUUUAGAUGCAACUGAGAAGCUAUUUGGUCAAAUGUACCCGAAUGAAGAAUUCUUUCCAAAGACGACAGCACCUGAAGAUACUAUGGAUGAUGAUAAUGGGAUAACUCUGGAGAGCUAAUCGAGGUCAAAGUCAAAACUAUCUGAGCAUCUCAUGUGAGAACUUCAACGUCAAGAUCUGGGAGAAAGGGUGUUUUAAAAUUAUAAGCGCAUGGAAUGCCCCGAAGAAUUGAAGAUGUAGGCUUAAUUUGUAAUUAAGGAGGCGAAAGGUUCCAGUUCCUACUUUAUGGGUGAAAAGAAACCAAAAGGGGGCCCAAGUGAAGUAGUAGUUACUGAUUCUGAAUUUUUGUCAAGCAUACAGAUAUUGAUUUGGUGUUGUAUAUCCCACCUAUGAGCCACUUUCAAAAGAUGUGGAAUAGUGGAAGUUUCAAAGUUUUGGGGCUGAAGUAUGGUGCUCAAGAUCCUAUAUCUUCAUCUGCAAUUUGUAUUUUGAAAACAAUUUGAUUUUAUAAUUUUAUGAGGUUAGGACCUGUAUGAAUCUGUUGCAAUAUAUUUGAAAUAUGGUGUAUAUGAUAAUCAUUAUGUUUCUGGCACGGUUUCUGAAAAGAAACAAUUUUUUCUA